This is a messenger RNA of Polyodon spathula (Mississippi paddlefish), 2852 nucleotides long. RefSeq names its product lamin-B1-like. Lineage: Eukaryota; Metazoa; Chordata; Actinopteri; Acipenseriformes; Polyodontidae. The record is from RefSeq and is a predicted model, not a curated record. Bases 511 to 2268 code for a protein of 585 amino acids. The transcript has 11 exons.
AUUACACGUGUGCUGUUCGGCUUGCCAGGCUACGCUGAUGUGUUUUGAAUUUUGUCUCAAACGCCCAAAUUUAAAGGACGCGUUUCGUUACAAAAUAUCAUUGGCUUUAAACAGUCACGUUGCCCCUGUAUGUAAAUUAGCGGCCAUAUUAGUCAAACCCUUUCUUUCAUUCUGUUAGGAGACAAAGUAGUAAAAGGAGGCGGUUUUUGGAGCUUUCUUUUCUUUUGCAGCUUUCCUAACUCAUUUGUUUUGCUUUUUAACAUUUUAUUGUUUUCUUUUCAUUCUCCUGCUAAAUCAGUACUCCCAUAUAUUUACACAAAUUUGCAAGAAAAAAGGCGCUUUUUAAAUCAGCAGUGUCCUCGUGUAUUUUGUUUUUUAUAUUACAAAAGUGUUAAACAACGUUUAUUUUAAGUUUAUAUUUUUAUCUGCUGUAAAAAAAAAAAUUAAAAUUUAUUUUUGCAUCUCUGCCGGUUGGCUCUUUUGUCUGCCUUACUUGUCUCUUUUGUUACAAUGGCGACGGCAACUUCCACCCCAGCCGGGCAAAGAAUAAGCAGCCGCUCCAGCGCUGGAAGCACCCCUUUGAGUCCUACCAGGAUAAGCCGGUUGCAGGAGAAAGAUGAUUUGAGGAACCUGAACGACCGUCUGGCAAUCUACAUUGACAAGGUGCGGAGCUUGGAAUCAGAAAACAGCGUCUUGCAGUUGCAGAUCUCCGAGAAAGAAGACGUACGGAGUCGGGAGCUCACCGGCUUGAAGUCCCUCUAUGAAAACGAGCUCGCAGACACGAGGAGAUCCCUGGAUGAUACAGCCAGAGAAAGAGCCAAGCUGCAGAUUGAACUGGGCAAGAUCAAAACGGAGCACGAGCAACUGCUGCAAAACUAUGCAAAGAAAGAGGCCGAACUUAAUGGAACCCAAGCCAAGCUUCAAGACAUGGAGGCGUCCCUCAACUCCAAAGAGGCCGUCCUGGCCACAGCGCUGUGCGACAAGAGAUCCCUGGAGGCCAGCCUGGAAGAUCUGCAAGAUCAAAUUUCACAACUGGAGACUGGGAUGGUGACUGCAAAAAAGCAGCUGGGAGAGGAGACCCUCCUGAGAGUGGACCUGGAGAACCGCUGCCAGAGCCUCAGUGAGGAGCUGGAGUUCCGCAGGAACGUGUAUGAAGAGGAGAUCAAGGAAACUCGCAGAAGUCACGAGACACGGAUGGUGGAGGUGGAUUCUGGUCGUCAGAUGGAGUAUGAGUUCAAGCUGGCCCAGGCACUGUCUGAGAUGAGAGAACAGCAUGACCUGCAAGUGAAAAUCUACAAGGAUGAGAUGGAACAGACUUACCAUGCAAAGGUGGAGAACGCCAGGCUGUCCUCGGAGAUGAACAGCAGCGCAGCCAACAUGGCCCAGGAGGAACUGAAGGAGACCCGCCUGCGGGUAGAGAGCCUGUCGGCCCAACUUGAAACCCUGCAGAGAGAGUCGAGAGGGUGGCAGGAUAGGAUCAAUGAGCUGGAGAAUGCACUGGCAAGGGAGAGGGAUACCAGCCGCAGAGUCCUGGCUGAGAGCGAGCGAGAGAUUGCGGAGAUCCGGGAGAAAAUGCAGCAACAACUGAACGAGUACGAGCAGCUGCUAGAUGUGAAGCUAGCCCUGGACAUGGAGAUCAACGCCUACAGGAAGCUACUAGAGGGAGAGGAGGAGAGACUCCGGCUGUCUCCUAGCCCCUCAUCCCGGGUAACAGUGUCUCGUGCCUCUUCAAGCCGCAGUGUGCGCACAACUCGCGGCAAGAGAAAGCGUGUCGAUGUGGAGGAGUCUGAGGCCAGCAGCAGCGUCAGCAUCUCCCAUUCAGCCUCUGCCACAGGCAGCAUCUGUAUUGAUGAGCUGGAUGUUGACGGGAAAUUCAUCCGUUUGCAAAACACAGCAGAGACGGAUCAGCCAAUGGGAGGUAUGGAGCUGAUUAGAACAAUUGGAGAAACCUCAGCCACUUACAAGUUUACCUCAAAAUAUGUUUUGAAGGCUAACCAGAAGGUCACAAUCUGGGCUUCCAAUGCUGGAGUUGGAGCCAGACCUCCUACAGACCUUAUCUGGAAAAACCAGAGCUCCUGGGGUACUGGGGAAGAUGUGAAAGUUGUUCUGAAGACUUCUCAGGGAGAGGAAAUUGCUCAGAGGACCACUGUCUUUCAAACCACUGUUCCAGAGGAGGAUGAGGAAGAUGUGGUUGAAGUGAGUGAGGAAGGCCUUUUCCACGAGCAGGGAGAUCCAAGGGCAUCCAACAGAAGCUGUUCAAUUAUGUGAACAUCAACUAUACUUCCUGUAUUAUGGUGUGGUUUUUUUGUUUUUAAAAAUUAAGCUGCCUACAUCAGACCUUCCUCAGAAAUAAUACAUAUUUUUGUACCUUUUUUAUGUUGGACUGUUAUUUGUAAAAACCAUGGUUCUAGAACCUGUUUUUUUAUUUGCUUUACAGUUUAUUGUACAACACUAAAGCACACAGUUUGUUUUUAUUUUACUGGUAAUGUGAAUCAAUUGCUUAACCUCACUACAUUUGACAGUUUUGUACAAAUUGAUUUAACUGAGUAGUUUUAAUGUGUAGUUUAGGACUAUAGCAAAAGCCUUCUACAAUGACUGGGCAGUUUGCCGUUUAAAAUUGACACGGUUACUCGUGUUGAGGUGCUGUGAAUUUUUUCAAUUACUUUUACUUUAAAGAUUUUUUUUUUCUUUUAAAUUGUUUGAAGGCUGUUAUUUUGGGUAAUUAGGUGGGUAAACUGAAGGAUAGAAUCUGAUUUUAGUGUGAUGUGUACAUUAGCUAGGCAGGGAACUGCAGUUUUGAAAUUUUAGACAGUAUCCUUUUUACAAGUGAAAAUAAAUGUAUUUAACUUUUA